AACAGGAAGUUGAAUGUCGUGUGUCAUUUGUAACUUGACGCUGCUCAUUCCGGUUUAUUGGCGUAAAAUGCAGAGGUGUGUGUGGAUCAGGGUCUGACUAUCUUCACGCCCCUCACACUGACUCACUCACAUUCUGAAGCUUCACUUUGACCUGACCAGACUGGCGCACACUCACAGAUUUCUGACGCACAACCAUGCAAACCGAACCACUGAAAUCUCUUGGAAAAGUUAACUUUACGCACGGAGCGCGCGGCGUGGGCACUCGACUGUAGGAGUGACAGCAACUGUGCGCCCAUGGAUCAGGCUACAAGUGUUCGCUUGUCUUUAUCCAUGUGAAAGUCAUUUGAGGAGUCAGGAGGAGACAUGAACGGCCUCGCUGCUGCGGUGCCAGAGGAGAUCCGUUAGUCUGUUGGAUUUACCAGAGCUCACAAGUCUUUACAACUGGAAUCUACACAGCACUUUUAUUUUUCCUCACAAUUUACUGCGUGUUUCGAAACUACUCUUGGAUCAUACUCCGCGCUUCAAAACUUUUUUGGAGGCUUUGGAUCCGAAUUACGCGCGACAUUGAUCCAACAAAUGACUCCUAAGUGCUUUGCAGCUUCCCCACUUCACCACCUCAGCUCCCUUCACCGUACAAAUCAACCCUUUCACCGCCUUCACCGGGUCAGACGCGGGGAGUGAAGAUCCACCUGGUCGAGGAUGCGUGGAGGAGGAGGAUUACCGAGGACUGUCGCCGUGAUAAUGACACUCCUCCUGGUCGUAAUGGACGUGGACGCGAGCGGGGAGUACUGUCACGGCUGGCAAGACCCGCAGGGAGUGUGGAAAGAAGGGUUCCAGUGUCCGGAGAAGAUUGACGCAGACGACGCGAUCAUCUGCUGCGGGAAAUGCGAGCUGCGCUACUGCUGCUCCAGCAGUGAUGCGCGGCUGGAUCAGGGAAGCUGCGUCAACGACCGACAGGCGCAGGAGCCCGGGACAGAGGGCAAAGACAACAAGGACACUGGUGCAGUGCCCAUCUAUGUGCCGUUCCUGAUCGUGGGCUCUGUGUUUGUCGCUUUCGUUUUGGUCGGGUCCGUGGUCGCCGUGUGUUGCUGCCGCUGCCUCCGGCCCAAACACGAACUCUCAACCGGUGGUGCGACAGGAGGCGGGGCCGGCAGUGGACGCCUCCUCGAGACCAUACCCAUGAUGGCCAACACGUCCAGAGGCUCCUCGUCCCGUCAGUCCAGCACAGCCACCUCGUCCAGUUCCUCCGCCCCGCCCGCCGCACCUCGCCCUGCUCCCCCUCAGCUCAUGCGGGCUCAGGCCUCCUGCUGCCUGCCGCCCGACGCCAGCGUCUUCGUCAACAUGCCCACCAACUUCUCUGUACUCAACUGCCAGCAGGCCACGCAAAUCAUGCCACACCAGGGACAGUUCCUGCACCCGCAGUACAUCGGCUACGCCCACCCCGUUUCCCCCACCGCGGCCUUCCUGGAUCCGACCCAGGUGGGAUACAGGCCCAUGCAGUCCCCGUGCCCUCCUCCCACCGGAGGGUCGAGUGUCACCGGUGACCAGAAAUACCCUCCAGUGACAGUGUGACAAGGGGGCCGACUCAAGGACCACUCCGCCUACCUUUGUUGUGAAGUUUAACCUGUGAGGGCCGCGCCAGAGACCCUUUUCUGCCAGAGAGGAAAAAGAAAGGUGGGGGAGGG
This is a messenger RNA of Solea senegalensis (Senegalese sole), 1685 nucleotides long. RefSeq names its product protein shisa-2. NCBI's taxonomy places the organism in Eukaryota, Metazoa, Chordata, Actinopteri, Pleuronectiformes, Soleidae. Bases 700 to 1572 code for a protein of 290 amino acids. The record is from RefSeq and is a predicted model, not a curated record. The transcript has 2 exons.